Molecule: messenger RNA, 875 nt
Organism: Salvia splendens (bonfire salvia)
Lineage: Eukaryota; Viridiplantae; Streptophyta; Magnoliopsida; Lamiales; Lamiaceae
Product: high mobility group B protein 7
Exons: 8
Coding region: 1-642 (213 amino acids)
Biological process (GO): polar nucleus fusion
Cellular component (GO): nucleus
Molecular function (GO): DNA binding
Source: RefSeq, a predicted model, not a curated record
AUGGCGGGCGGCGGAGCAUCAUCCAAUGCGUCGAGACAGGGGAAGAGAGUGGACGCAGAAUCAGACUCUUCGUCUGCCUCACUCAAACGAGCCAGAGACGGCAGUGCUUUUACCAAAUGUGAGGAAUGCCAAAAGGAUGUCGCUGUGGCUUUGAUUAGCUUCCACAACUGUAGCCUUGAUGCUAAGAUCAAAAUGAAUCUAGAGGCUCAUGUUGUCGAAAUGGCUGGUGAGGUGAAGAAGAAGGCAGCAACAGAGAAAAAGAAGGCAAGACAGAUUGAUCCGAAUGCAAAGAAGGAGAAGAAGGCUGAAAUUCCAAAUAGAAAGAAGCAUCCUCCCACUGCGUUCUUCUUGUUCAUGGAUGAAUUCAGGAAAUCAUUCAAGGAAGCUAAUCCUGACUGCAAGAAGGUUGCCAUGGUUGCAAAGGAGGGUGGUGAGAAGUGGAAAUCACUGAGUGAUGAUGAGAAGAAUGUAUAUACUGAUAGAGCUGCAGAGUUAAAGCAGAGUAUCAAAAGGUAUCAGAGGCUGAAAAUGAGCCAGAUGAUAAUGAUUCAACUGAAAAUGAGGCCAAGGAUGAGUCAAGUGAAAAUGAGGCCAAGGAUCAAACAAAUGAUUCAUCUGAGAAAGAGAUUAAGGUGGGAAUAGUCAUCUAUAACUGAGGAAGAUGUCAAAGAGGAAGAAAUAGAAGAUGAUGAAUAGUCCACCAGGGCCUUUGAAUGCUGAAUUUAGGAAAUUAGGAUAGGUUUUUAGGCAUUAUCGAUGCUAAGCUUUUUUCAAACUUCUUGUAUAUAUCUCCACCGUUACUUGUUUACUACUACUAAAUGUUUUGAGGAAAUUAUGGGAAGGAAAAUGAUGCAUUUUGUGUUUAUCCCAUUAAA